Messenger RNA from Lactuca virosa, 1972 nucleotides. The record is from the annotation of a GenBank genome assembly. NCBI's taxonomy places the organism in Eukaryota, Viridiplantae, Streptophyta, Magnoliopsida, Asterales, Asteraceae.
ACGAUAGUUUGCUACUUCUCUUUCCUUCUCAAAGUACCUAUCUCCUUUGUCCCCUUUCUCCCUCAACUAUGGUUUGAGUGUAAUUCAGAGCCAUGUUAGAUUCCUUCAUCUGUCAAUCAUCGAUUCACCUCCAUAUAAUUGGUUUCAUCCUCCAUAAUUGCUGCUUCUGACUUCUGACACUCUAAAUGUCUCGUUUUCUUCGCUCUUCUUCCUCGAUAACUCCCCUGUUUACACAGCUCCGAGCUCGGAAUUCAACUUUAAUGGUGUCUGGAAAGGUGGGUCAACUGUUUGAUUGAAGAUUAUACGGUUCCCAUGCCCAAAUCACGCCUUGGGUAAGCUUUCUUGAAAUUUUAUUCGUUGAUUGACCUUGUUUGUAAGGAUUUACUGUAGAUUACCUAAUUUUAUUGAACAAUUUCAACCUGGGUUUUGUGCAUAUUGAAGAUUGAAGCUUUCUGCAACUGGGUUUUAUAACAAAUUUUGCAAUGCAAGCAUCUGAUUACAAUAGAUCCGCUAUAUCCAACGCUUUUUACUGUCAGUCGAUGCAAGAAUUCGAUUCGUUCUGUAAGCCCCAAGCUCAGUGUUUAAAUGAUCUCAGCCGUGGAACCAAUUACUUGGCCAAAUCGGAACCCUACUGCACUCUCGAAUCCUCCUCCGCUAACGGCAGUUGCACCACCAUGUAUAAAUUGCGCCAAUUAGAGACUGUAAUGCUCGGAGAUUCAGAUUUCGAAGAUGAUGCCGGAAACGGGAGAUCAUUCGCCGGCGGUGUAGUAGACUUGCCGGAUUUAGAAAUUUGGAAAGAGAUGAUGGUGGGUUUUCCAAGACGAGACCUGAAACAAGUCCUCAUUGCUUGUGCUAAAUCCGUUUCCAAUAACGAUUUCUCAAAAGCCCAAUUGUUAAUAUCGGAGCUCCGGCAAAUGGUAUCAGUCGCCGGAGAACCAAUCCAGAGGCUGGGUGCAUACAUGUUGGAAGGACUGGUAGCUCGACUUUCUUCCUCGGGCAGCACAAUCUACCGGUCAGAUCCUCCAUUAAACACACACACUCUAUACGAAAUCUGCCCGUACUUCAAAUUCGGUUACAUGUCAGCAAACGGUGCAAUAGCAGAAGCGAUGAAAGACGAAAAACGCGUCCACAUCAUCGACUUCCACAUCGCACACGGGACCCAAUGGGUCCCACUGAUCCAGGCAUUUGCAAAGAGACAUGGUGGUCCCCCGCAUAUCCGGAUCACUGGUUUCCACAACUCAACAAGUGAGUUGGGUCCCGUUGGCAAAAGGCUAUGUAGGCUUGCAAAAGCCUACAAUGUGCCUUUUGAGUUUCACACUAAAUCCGGGCCUGAAAAUUUUCAAGUCCGACCAGGUGAAUCAUUAGCAGUAAAUUUCGCUUUUGUUUUACAUCAAAUGCCCGAUGAAAGUGUAAGUAUCCGGAAUCAUAGAGACCGUGUGUUAAGGCUUGUAAAGAGUAUGAAGCCGAAAGUUGUAACCCUAGUCGAGCAAGAAUCUAACACAAAUACUGCCCCGUUUUAUCCUCGGUUUCUUGAAGCUCUCGAUUAUUAUAACGCGAUGUUUGAGUCGAUUGACAUCACGUUGCCACGUCAUCAUAAGGAAAGAAUAAAUAUUGAGCAACAUUGUUUGGCCCGUGAUGUUGUAAACAUUAUAGCGUGUGAGGGGGGUGAACGCGUCGAAAGGCAUGAGCUUUUGGGGAAGUGGAAGUUGCGAUUCGGUAUGGCAGGGUUUAGCCCGAGCCCGAUGAGCCCCGUGGUGAACCAAACGAUCAAACGGUUGUUAAAGAAUUAUAGUGAGAGAUAUAGACUUGAAGAAAGGGAUGGAGCUUUGUAUCUUGGAUGGAUGAAUCGAGAUUUAGUCGCUUCUUGUGCUUGGAAGUGAUCGAAUGUCUCGUUUUUAUAGCUUUCGGUAAGUUAGAACGAAAUGUAACCGAGACAAGUUUUUUAAUGAAUCAAUGAUUAUAUAUUGAUCUA